Amphiprion ocellaris (clown anemonefish) is the source of this 8642-nucleotide messenger RNA. RefSeq names its product protocadherin 7a (gene pcdh7a). Bases 1026 to 5141 code for a protein of 1371 amino acids. The transcript is spliced from 6 exons. The record is from RefSeq and is a predicted model, not a curated record. Gene Ontology annotation, biological process: homophilic cell-cell adhesion. Gene Ontology annotation, molecular function: calcium ion binding. Lineage: Eukaryota; Metazoa; Chordata; Actinopteri; Pomacentridae. Gene Ontology annotation, cellular component: plasma membrane.
GUUACGCGGCCGGGGGAAAAUGUUGCAGUAGAGGAGAGAGAGAGAGAGAGAGAGGACGGGAGAGAGAGAAAGAGAGAGAGAGACUGCAGCAUCGCCGGAGACCGGAGGCAGCAGCAGCAGUCCCGAGCAGUGCAGGUGAGAGGGGGAAAAAAAGAAGCCAGAGGAGGAGGCGCAUGUGGAGGAGAGAGAGAGAGAAUGCGGGACUCUCGGAAAAAGACGCAUCUCCACUCGGUCCAUCAACGAGACAUCCAUCCCGAACACGGGCUCCGCUGGACUAUGCUAAACUGAUGCCGGGAUCCCCAAUUUAGCCCACCAAGAGAGGCUCAAUUUGAGGAGGGAAUUUUUUUUUUUUUAAAUACGAGAAACUCUUCUCCCUCCUCAUAACUUGCGUAAAGGAAUCCGAGUGCUUGGCACGUUGCUCCACUGCGGGAAAAACAAGAGGGGGAAACGCAGCUGGAUCUUAAAGUGGUGCUGCAUUGCAGUUUUCUAACUGUGAAAAACGCGAGAAAAAGCGGCUGUCCCAAAUGUGACUGGAAUAAAAAAGAAGUUCCAAAUGGCAUUAUAUGAACUGAUAAGAGUCCUCGUGUGACAACGGGAUAGCUCUCCGGUUUAACGGGAAGAAAAGGAGUGAAGAAGAGUGGAGUGGAUUUAUCAAAAGGCUGAAGAAUUAGGGGGUUUUGUAUUUUUACGCAGCAUGAUGGAUUUCCUAAUAUCUUUGCGGUUUAAACAGCCCAGCGAGACAGAAGAAUUAUUAUCAUAGAAGUUGAAAAAAACAUAACCCACCGCUGAGUACAGGAGGAGAAGAAAAGAGAGGAGCCUGCAGCGCUGAAGUGAACUACAGUGAGCGCAGCUAAGCUUUUCCCCGGACCUCAGGCGGCAGUCCGCAGAGAGCGAUAGCGAGAAGGAAAGAAAGAAUAAAUCAAACACCCACGCUGCGAGGUACACCACACCGCAAAACACCAAUAAAGACGAGGCGGCUGGGAGGCAGACGGAGCUGGGAGGAGAGACGCGAGAGAGCAGGAGCCAUGCAGAGGCUUGGUGCAGUGCACUCCUCCGCGGCGCAGGCUCUCAGCCUCGUGGUCUUAGUGCUGCAGCUGCUGACUCAGCUACCGGGUGCCGACUCAGCUCUCCGCUACCGGGUGGCGGAGGAGGGCCCGCCUGACGUCAAGAUUGGCAACGUCGCCGCCGACCUGGGCCUGACAGCGGGCACCGGCAGCGGGGACGUCACCUUCGCCCUGGAGAGCGGCUCCGAGUACUUCAAGAUUGACAACGUGACAGGUGAGCUGACAACAGGCCCGAGACGCAUCGACAGGGAGAAGCUCCCACAGUGCCAGAUGAUCUUUGAUGAGAAUGAGUGCUUCUUGGACUUUGAGGUGUCAGUGAUCGGGCCGCUGCAGAGCUGGGUGGACCUGUUUGAAGGCCGCGUUGUCAUCACAGACAUCAAUGACAACACACCUUCCUUCCCCUCACCUGUGCUGCAGCUCUCAGUGGAGGAGAACCGUCCAAUAGGAACCCUCUACCUGCUCCCCACAGCCACAGACAGGGAUUUUGGGAGGAAUGGCAUCGACAGGUAUGAGCUCAUCCAAGAUGGCGGGACUGGGUCAAGUUCAACAAGGCGCACAGCAGGAGGAAACCCCAUCACUGGACUGGGGGACCGGAGGGGGAGAAGUGGAGAUAGUGGUGUUGGAGCCAGGAGCAGUGUGUUUGAACUGCAAGUGGCAGACAUACCAGACGGUGAAAAGCAACCACAGCUCAUUGUGAAAGGCACAUUAGACCGUGAGCAAAAAGACUCAUAUGAGCUUGUCCUCAGGGUUCGGGACGGAGGGAACCCACCACGUUCCUCCCAAGCUCUGCUUCGAGUUUCCAUCACCGAUGUGAAUGACAACAGCCCACAGUUUGAGAGGUCAACAUAUGAGGCAGAAAUGGCAGAAAACGCUCCCCCAGGAACACCUGUCCUCCAGGUGAGAGCCUCAGACCGCGACAUUGGUGUCAAUGGGCAGGUGGAGUACGUCUUUGGAGCUGCCACUGAAUCUGUCAGACGACUCCUGCGGCUGGAUGAGGCAACUGGGUGGCUGAGCGUUCUCCACAGAAUCGAUAGAGAAGAAGUGGCACAGCUGAGGUUCACAGUAACGGCCAGAGACAGGGGUCAACCUCCCCGCAGCGACAGAACCACAGUGGUUUUGGCUGUCCGGGAUGAAAAUGACAAUGUCCCAGUCGUGGAGAUCCGAAAGAUUGGACGGAUCCCUGUUCGAGAUGGAGCAGCGUUAGUGCCAGAGAACGUCCUGGUGGACACGCCGGUAGCUCUGGUUCAGGUGUCAGACCGAGACCAGGGAGAGAAUGGAGCUGUGACCUGCACAGUUGUAGGAGACGUCCCAUUCACACUGAAGCCAGCUGGUGAAACAGCUCUCCCACCCCUGCCUGCAGAUGAAGCCUUUGAUAGGAACAAGAAAAAGUUCUUCUUGCAUACUUCUGCCUUGCUGGACUAUGAGGCCACAAAAGAAUACAGUGUAACAAUUGUGGCAGUCGACUCUGGCAGCCCCAGUCUGUCCAGUAAUAGCUCCCUGAUGGUGCGAGUGGUAGAUAUCAAUGAUCAUGCCCCAACCUUUGCCCAGAGUGUUGUUGAGGUCCACUUUGCUGAGAACAACUCACCUGGUGAAAGGGUAGUCACUGUUGUAGCUACUGACGCAGACAGUGGCAAGAAUGCAGAAAUCGCAUACUCCCUGGACUCUGCUGCAAAUGGGCCAUUUUACAUAGAUGCAGACAAUGGAGAUAUCCGGGCUACUGGGGUUCUGGACCGUGAGCAGCGAGAGAGAUAUGAACUACGGGUCGUUGCAAAAGACAAGGGCACCCCGUGUCUGCAGGGCUCGGCAACUGUUGUUGUUCAGGUGACUGACCGCAAUGACAAUGCACCAAAGUUUGUUCAGGAAAUCUUUACUUUCUAUGUCAAGGAGAACCUGCUCGCCAACAGCCCAGUUGGCAUGGUCACUGUGACUGAUGCCGACGAAGGUGAGAAUGCAGAACUUAGUCUGUUUGUGGAGAUGGAUGGAGCUGAUGAGAAGAAAACAGGAGAGAAGACGGAGGGAGAAGAUGGUGAGAAAGAGCGAGAAGAGGUAUUCUCCAUUGAGAACAACACUGGAACUAUCUUCUCUUCGGCGUCGUUCGACCGCGAAAAGCUUUCCACCUACACCUUCCGUGUCCGGGCUGUGGAUGGAGGAGAACCCCGCAAAACUGCCACUGCAACGGUGUCCCUUUUUGUGACAGAUGAAAACGACAACGCCCCCUCAAUUACGUCUCCAGCCAACGAGUCCUACACCCUCCUGCCGCCUGCCAGCAGCGCCCGCACCAUUGUCAGGACUGUAACAGCCAUAGACUCAGACUCAGGCCCCAAUGCAGACCUUCGCUAUGCUCUAGUUGGGGGAAAUCCUUUCAGACUGUUUGAGAUUGGCCACACCAAUGGAGUGAUCACCCUGGCAGAGCCUCUGGAGCGGCGCCACAGAGGUCUGCAUCGCCUGGUGGUCCGAGUCAAUGACAGUGGCAUCCCUUCCCUCUGUGCCACUGCGCUGGUUCACGUCUUCAUUAAUGAGAGCUUGGCUAAUGCCACACUUGUGGAUGCACAGGUGGCCCGAAGCCUGAUGGCUCCACUGUCACUGGACAUUGCAGGGGAUCCAGACAGUGAACGUGCCUUAGGGAAGCAGCGUCUCAGUGUUGCUAUCGGUGUCCUGGCAGGAGCCGCAGCGGUGAUUCUAGUUAUUCUCCUUGUAGUCACAGCUCGACAGUGUGGCGCUCAGGGUAAGAAUGGCUAUGAGGCCGGCAAGAAGGAGCCAGAGGAAGACUUCUUCAGUCCUUCAGGAGCUCAACCACAGGCCGGCCGUGGUGGAGGAUCAGACCGUGGACGGAAACCUCGACGGGACAAGCGCAAUGGAAGUGGCGGCAGUGCAGUUGGAGGAGGAGGGAAGUCAGACAGAUCGCUCUACAGCGGUAUUGUCACAGUCAACGGGCUGCGUCGCCAUGCCAAUGAUGAUGAUGAGGAGGAUCUGAGCAGUGCUAGUGAGCGCCUAGCAGCCCGUUACUGUGCCAUGGACGGCGACCCUGGCAGCCCACGGAUGGGCGGCGGCAGGCGGCACCAAUCGAGCCCAGAUCUGGCCAGGCACUACAAAUCCAGCUCCCCUCUCCCUGCCGUGAACCUACAGCCCCAUUCCCCCCCAGCAGAAGGAAAGAAACAUCAGGCGGUCCAGGAGCUGCCUCCCUCCAACACCUUUGUGGGCAGUGGUGGAUGUGUGGGGAGUGCCGGUUCCAGCAGCAGCAGUAGUGGGGGCAGUGGCAAUGCAGAUGCCAUGUCCCUGGGAUCUGACCAGUGCUCAGAGUAUGGCUGCCAGACUGGGAACAAGUACAACAAACAGGGGACCCUCCGCCGGGUGACCUUCUCCGUGGUGAGCCAGGCCCAGGACGGUGGUUGCUAUGACAGCGGCCUGGAGGACUCGGAGACGCCGAGCAGCAAGAGUUCAUCAGGGCCACGGCUGGGAGCUCUGCCGCUUCCCGAGGAAGGCUACGAGCGAACCACUCCAGAGGGCAGCGUUGGGGAAGAGGAGCAUGUGGAGAAUGAUGCCAGACAGCUGCCAGAUGUAGCUCUGACAGGGAAGUGUACCAGAGAGUGUGAUGAGUUUGGCCACUCUGACACUUGUUGGAUGCCUGUCCGCCCUUCGCCUCGGCUGCGUCAGCGCCACGGCAGCGACCCCCCACGACUCUCCACCUUCGCCCCGGGAGAUGACAACAACAAUCUCCGUGGUAACGACCAUGAGAGUGACAGCGAGAGCGCCGGCAGCGCGGGGAGCUCGGAGCCCGGAGUGGUCGUCAGCGGAGAAGGUCAGCGAUUACCGUUAGCCAACGGGGAUCCUCUCGGCACCCUGGGCAGCGGAGAUCGCAACAGGAACAUGGGUGAUCACAACCGCAACCUUCUAAACCGCAAGAUGACUUCGGCAUCCUAUGACACGUUCAGCAGCGCGGGCUUCGGCAGGCGCCAACCAGAGGAGGAAGGAGGAGAAGGCCAGAACCCACCCGAGGUCAUACCACUGACGCGGACAGGAGGGGACUACAAGACCACAUCCUGCCUCACGUUGUCGCGCCGUGAGGUCUACCUGUGACAGGCCUGUAAUGGAGCAGAACCCUCACCAUGCUACUCCCUGUUUGGACAAAGAGGGAGGCUUAAAGACUUUACUGGCAAGUGAUCAUUCUGGAGGGCCUUUUAACCUGUGAAGAUGUGAAAAUGUCAGAAAAGAGAUUUUCCAAAGGCCAUUAUCAAAUUGGAACUUUUGGAUUCUGACUAAUAUUUAUAGGCAUUUAAACUCUAGCAAGCGAUGGAUCAACUCCUUGGAGAGCUCUAACCAGGAGUGCUUUCUAAAAAAAAAAUUUUACUGAAAAGUUACCUACAGGCAAAGAUCCUACUAUAUCUGUCUGGAGAAGGACAACUUCAUCUUCUCUUCUUUUUACUUGAACCCAAUGCAUGUCUGACCCUUUGCCACAGAGGGGUUUGUGUGAAGAAGAGGGAGAGAUUGAAUCAGUGUAAAAUCCUGAUGCUAUAAAUGCCUGGGCGCAUAUAAAACUGAGGCUGCAGCAGUUCAGAAUGGACUCAGCUGGUGAACCAUCUGCUGAAAACACUGCUGAGGUUUCAUCUAAUCAAAAUAGAUAAAAAGAAGUAACGGGUCUUUGAUUGAGUUAUUUGGAUCUAAUUCAAACCAAUCAAACUUUUCUAAUGCCUAAUCAAGUCUAUCGUAACACAAGAGGGGGAUCUUAACCAACCAAACUGCUAAUCCUGGGAGAAUCUUAGGACAUAAACAGAGUUUAAAGUACACACAAGUGUGGUCGCUGUACAGUUCAACAACAGAAAAAACGGUCCUGAUCUGAGAAAUCAGGCGGUGUUCUUUCAAAACACAAAUGAUUCAGAACAAACAGCAACAAUAUGAAAACAGAGACUUUUUUUUUUUUACGUUGAUCAUACGUAACUAUUAAAAAUACAAGGUUCUCAUAGAGUGUCAGUAGUGCCACAGUAUUCUGGCGUGUGACAAUAUGUUUAUUAUUUUUGCCUUUACACCCAGUCUGUAUGUAUAUAUUGUAUGUGUGUAUUUGAUAAAAACGGCGGCGUUAUCUCUUCAUGCUGCUGUCCUCCGUUUCAUAGUAGACUGAGGUGCUGAAUUCAUCCACAGACAGUGUUCAUGUAUGAUAACUGUUCUAUCGCAUACACAUGCACACACACAUGCGUGCAUGCAAGCACUGACACACACACACACACACACACACACACACACAGACCUUCGCAUGUAGACACAAACUCAUACGGUGCAUUUACAGAAUGUGAACAUGCAUAGAGCCACAGUUUGUGACAUGAUUCAGUGGCUGUGUAACAUAAAGUGUAUAAUAACUUGCAUUAACUUUCAUACAGAAACAUCGAGCCAACAUAUACACACACAUGAAAUAUACUGAAACAUAAGUAAACACACAAACACAACACACAGUUCAUGUGCACCAAGUGUGUAUGUGAUUUUUAAUCAUGUUUUUUUUUUUUUAACAUAUUGUCUCAUUGAACUAGCUGUAGCAUUUUGCCUGCUCCCCUCCAGCCAGUAUUUAAACAUGAUAUGUAUUUAAAUAAUUACUCAUCUCUCAGACUGAUGUGUGAGGCUGCAUUAAAGGGAAUUUCAAUAACAUCUUCUGUAAGUAACAAUAGAAAAAUGUGGGAAUAGGAGAUAUUCUGCAUACUGUAAGUAGGACUCAUAGAAAAAACAAAUUUCCGUAAGUUCAAAAAAGGAAAGGAAAAAGAGACUCUGCAUGAAAGAAAGAUAACUUUUUUCUCUUUAUUAAAGUACAUUCUUUUUUGAGUACCACGCCUAUUUGGAUACGUCUGUAAUAAAUGUGUGUGCUUAGGGGGAAAUGGAGAUAAUGAUGACAGCGAGGGAGUUAGCGUCAGUCUGUUACUUCUUUAUCGUGAAGCGAGUUUGGGGUAACCUUGGGCACCUUUUGCUCAGUUUCCACGGCCUGAAGUUGGCACAAAGGGUGCCGGAGGCUAUAAGAAAGAAAAUAAAGAAAGAACAAAAAUGUGUGGUGGAAGCGAGGAGCUUUGCAGCGACCCGUUUCACCGCACAGUACUGACCUGAACACGCCCAUACUGCUGUGCUGAACUGCGCAGAUAACAGACUCCUUCACGUUCGUCCUUCCCAUCAGCCACCGCACGACUUCCGACACACUCUGCUGCAUCGGGUUGAGGAGUGGGUGUGGAUCGAGGCCAACACAUCUUAAUUCCCAUCAUCAGUGUGUGGCUCAGUGGUGUGAUAGGGAUAAUAGGGUUAGGUCGUCCCUGUGGUCUUAAUGAGUUUCCUUUCUCCUCUCUUCUCCUCCCUUGAUCUGCGCUGAGCUCAUUAAUGUCUGGAUAGGCGAACGUAACACGGCUGCAAAUUGCCAGUAAGCGUGUCUCUUAAUUUUUCUGAUUGUUUCGGUCGAGAUGAGGCGGGAAAAAAAAAAACAGAACCAACUCAGGUGUGCAACAGUGUUUAACCUCCUCGCACUGCUGCUGCUUGACUGAAAAAUAACUCAACGUCUGAAAACGGUAGCAGUUGUCAUGAUGCCUACUUACAUUUUACAGAGGUAAUUAGGAUGAGAAAUGCUCUAUGCGUGUAAUUACACUUUGUAGACCUGUAUAUACGUUACAACUCUGUGAACAGCAGCCUUCACCGCUGAACCCACUGAUGUAUCUACUCCCUAAGCCUUCAUUACCCCUAAAUCCAACCACAUGGCUGUUUACUGAGCUCUGGUAUCGACGAACUGUGCCGAGGAUGUAACAACAUAACGUUUGGAAUUUCUCUGUUCAUGGAGACUUUAUGUUGAUUGGUGGAAACAAUCACGAUAUCCUGCAUGUACUGAGAGACAAAAGGACACAUGCUCAUUCUCUGGGAGAAGGAGUUGAGAUAAAUGUGUCUCAGUACCUCGGAUAUCAGAAAGCGAGUUUGGGAAAGAGACUCCUAACGCAGCCCUGCCUCUUCAAAGCGGCAGAUAUUUCUUCAAAACUGCUGUUUUAUGGCAGUUCCAUGAUGGCACCUUUCAAAAACCCUCAAAUCUGGAUUUUAGGUGGAACUUGCUCUACAUGAUUCUGUGUGGGUGUGUCCUUUUUUAUACUGCACGUUUAAACAUGAAUACGUUUCAGUCUACUGCAUAACACAAGAGGGGAGACAGACAGAGAAGAGCAUCGUGUCUGAGAUCUAUCAUCCGCUAAUCGAGACAUUUUUUAAAAAAACAGACACUUCAGUGGACAUCAUGUACCUGUCAUCCCCCCUCGUGCUGUUACUCCUAGCCAUGUACAGAUAAAACUACACUGUAGAAACAGACAACUGAAAACCAUAACAGACAAUGGCAUGCUUAAGGUUCAAAUCUGCACUUGAGAAAAAAAAAUAAGGAAAAAUAACUAUUUUUAUUUUCCUCUUCUUUGUUUUCUUUUCUUAAGGGACUGGCUCUGUUUUUUCGCUGCUCCCUUCCUGUAAUUACUUAAUGAACUAAUUGCAUUUGCUAUGAUGAGGAAGAAGAGGAGCUGUCAACGAAUGGUUUGGUAUGAAGAUGAAUCAUGUAAAAGUUUGACUUUGACAUUAAAAACUUCAAACACU